Molecule: messenger RNA, 2504 nt
Organism: Brienomyrus brachyistius
Lineage: Eukaryota; Metazoa; Chordata; Actinopteri; Osteoglossiformes; Mormyridae
Product: collagen alpha-1(I) chain-like
Exons: 13
Coding region: 178-1902 (574 amino acids)
Source: RefSeq, a predicted model, not a curated record
CGUGCAUAUGAUGCUCAUUCCGGCCACUCCAAAAAAGAGCAGAACGAAGGAGUUGAAUUCACACAGCGCCUGGUUGGUGUCCAGAAGGUGCUCCAGAUUCUCAAAAUGCUGCUGACGGCAGAAAGGACCCAGAAGAAACAUCUUUCAGGAGUUUACUAAGGAGCAAAUUGCAUCAGCAUGCAAGUUGAAGACAGUUCCCAGGCAGCUGUCAGUAAUGCAGCCCAGGAACAGGGAACGACCAAGGGCCAGCCUUCCAACAAAAAAGCCUCAGUCAGUGAGAAGAGCCCAGAAUACCUGGCACAGCGUUUCCAGGGAGAUGGCGUACGCUACAAGGCCAAACUCAUCGGUGUGGACGACGUGGUUGAUGCCCAGGGUGACAAAAUGUGCCUGGAUUCCAUGAUGAAGCUAAAGGGCCAGGAGAUGGCAGCUCGCCAGCGGGGUCUUCACAAGCAGAGGGUGUGGCUGAAAGUCUCUGACACCUGCGUCCGAAUCAUCGAUGAGAAGACCGGGGUAGUGGAGCACAAGCACGAGCUGGAGAGGGUCAGCUCUGUGAAGAAGGACGACUCCCAGCCCAGAGCCUUUUCCUACAUCUACGUACACGAAGGAACCUUCAAGCUGUUCUUCAUCAAGAUGGCCAAUUUAGCUGAUCCAGUUAUAGAAGAUAUAAAAGAUGCCUUCCAGAUAGCAUCUGCAGAAAGAUGCGAGACGUUGUCCACACAACAGAACAAUCCCUGCCUGCUUCUAGAUGAGCACGUGGCAGUUCCACCGAAGGGCCUUGAUGUCAUAGAUCUCUUCAAUCCUCUGCCUUCUUCUCCAGCUCAGCUUUCUGCCCUGACUUCAUGUCAAGAUGAGCUUAACAGUGUCUUCUCUGUCUGCAAUGAAUCUUCUGCGCCUGCAAUGUCAACUUUGGAAGCAGCAACAGGCUUUUUUGGCCAGUCAGUAGCGGCCAAUCUGACAACCUGGGGCCCAGCAGGACAGCCCAGUGUCUCACCACCGGGGUCCGUUGGCCCCUGGGGCCCAGCAGGACAGCCCAGUGUCUCACCACCGGGGUCCGUUGGCCCCUGGGGCCCAGCAGGACAGCCCAGUGUCUCAUCACCGGGGUCCCUUGGCCCCUGGGGCCCAGCAGGACAGCCCAGUGUCUCAUCACCGGGGUCCCUUGGCCCCUGGGGCCCAGCAGGACAGCCCAGUGUCUCAUCACCGGGGUCCCUUGGCCCCUGGGGCCCAGCAGGACAGCCCAGUGUCUCAUCACUGGGGUCCCUUGGCCCCUGGGACCCAGCAGGACAGCCCAGUGUCCCAUCACUGGGGUCCCUUGGCCCCUGGGGCCCGGCAGGACAGCCCAGUGCCCCAUCACUGAGGUCACUUGGCCCUUAUGGCUCAGCAGGACAGCCCAGUGCCCCAUCACCGGGGUCCCUUGGCCCCUGGGGCCCAGCAGGACAACCCAGUGUCCCAUCACCGGGGUCCCUUGGCCCCUGGGGCCCAGCAGGACAGCCCAGUGUCCCAUCGCCGGGGUCCCUUGGCCCCUGGGGCCCAGCAGGACAGCCCAGUGCCCCAUCACCGGGCUCCCUUGGCCCAUGGGGCCCAGCAGGACAGCCCAGUGUCUCAUCACCAGUGUCCCUUGGCUCCUGGGAUCAGCAGCAGACUGGAUGGGCUCAGCCCAGCAUGGGGCCACAGACAGGUGCCCAGCCACUGGGCGUGUGGACUCAGCCAGCUGGGUCGAUGGGCCAGGUGACAACUGGCUUCUUUACUACUGCUGGCCAAGUCUCCAGCUCUGGAGAAAUGAUGUUCCCACAACUCAGUGUGGCCUCAAUGUCUGAGCAACAUGCAACGCUGCAGAACCACCCAGCACAAGCAGGUCUGCAUCCGGUUUCUAAUGUCUUCAACAGCAGACCUUUUGAUAAAUAAUACAACAUGGAAGAUAACAGGAAAACAUUAUGACUCCUUACGGAAUGCAGUAGUGGGAUUACGUGAAGGAGAGGCGCCUUCAGAGUUAUUUUUAAUACAAAUAUUGGUUUCUGAUUCUAUUUAAUACUUACUAACAGUGCUACAUGGAGUAUGUACACGCGCCAGGUCACAUGUAUCACCUCCUGCAGGUUUUAAAACGGCAUUACAUCAAUGGUUACUUUCUGUGGAAUUAAACAGAAUUAAACUGUAUCAUAAAUAUUUCAUAAAUAGAGAGAUAAUCAGCUGGGAAAAUCAUGGUUUGGUGGAUAUAGUUUAUAUUUGGUGUUCAGAUUCCGAAAAUGACAUAAUCCUCACCAGGAGAUUUGGUGGAAAAAUGAUCAAUUAUAUAUGUUAAGACGGAUCGUGCAAGGAAAUUUUACUCGCACUAUAAAUGCAUAUGUGUGUUUAAUUGUCAAUAAUAAGUUUGUAUUUAUUAGAUUACGUGAUUGACAGUGACAGGGUGAUCAGAAUCGCGUUGCUUUUAUCUAACACACUGAAUUUCACCGAGGAUAAAAAUGUAUCCUUUAAGGACUAAUAAAAUGCUUUGUAAUUGGCGUUGUCAA